AAAAAAAAAAAAUAAAAUAAAUAAAAUAAUUCUAUUCUAUUCUAAUUCUAUUCAAUUCUUAUCCAUCGAUAAUAACUAGUACAAAAAAUAAUAUAUAUUAUAUACGAAUUGUAUAUACGAAGUAGUAGAAUUAUGCGAUAUACCGAUAACGAACCGUGCGUUUCUUAUCGAGCCUUACGCGGUUUAACAAACAGGCUUAGUUUUAUUUCUCGUUUCAAUCGAAAUACGGCGAAAAUGAACAACGAAUCGGGUUCGAGAAAAGGUGGAAAAAGUGUUGUUUGGGCGUAUUUCUGGUGGUUGUUUGGCGGUAUUUUCGGUUUGCACCUGUUUUAUUUGGAGAGGGACGCCCAUGCGUUCUCACGUGGAGUACUUUGGGGGGUUACGGUUUGGGGUGGUUGGCUGACGUCACGAAAAUACCGCGUUACGUCAGAGAUUGUAAUGACGAUGCCAAGUUUUUGGGGGAGUUGGGAGAAAGGAUGAGACGUAAUAAGAAGCCGCCAUUUUCGACGAGCAGAUUCAUCUCGGCCAUCAUGGUUGGCUACCUGUGGGGUCAGCUCGUCAUGUUGGCAAUACCUGAAGACGAGCUGGGAGGUAUCAAUUUAAAUUCGUACCUUCAUUGGUUCAUUCCAUUGGCUGCUGCGCUCGGUAUAUGGGUGGUAGGAAACAUCGGAAGGGAGAGGGGGAAACCCUGGAUCGCGAUAGCCGUUUCCAUGGCAACCUAUCCGACGCGAUGGUACUUUUUCGACGAGAACAUUUGGCUUACUUUGAUGGUUUUUUGCGCCGGUUUGUCGUUCGAUACGUUCUCGAAACAAUGGCGGAGAACGCCGAGGAAAAAGAGAUCGUUGGUAAAAAGGGUAUCCAUCUUGUUAGCCUGCGCUUUCGUUUAUUCGGCCUUGUGGACGUCAUUUUUCUAUUUCAACGGCAAAAUAACGGAUUCAAAUGGAGACGAAAUUCCCGUACACGAAGCCCUUCAUCAUUUUUUCACGUCCCCCUGGUGGACGGAUCUCAAACAAUCCCUAUACGAUACAUACGUGUACGCCCAACAUCACGGAUGGUACGAAGUGUGGAAGCAAAUAAUCGAUCUGAGCGAUCCGCAGGGCGAGCAAAACGCCUAUAAAGUGUUGGGCGUCGGUCCGACGUCCAGCCAAUCGGAGAUAACGACAAAAUGGCGGGCGCUCAGCCGGGAAUUCCAUCCCGACAAAGCGAAGGAUCCCUCUAAACAGAGAGAGGCUCAGGAGAAGUUCAUGGAGAUCCAGCAGGCGUACGAGAUCCUGUCGAAUAUAAGGAGCAAACGGAGGAGGAAGAAUAAGAAAUCUGUGGUGGACGAUACUUAGAUGAGAAAGAAAAAAAUUAUACAGGGUGAGUCGUGAGGAAUCGUACAAAGUUUAACAGUGUAAAGAGGAACUUAGGGUGAAUAUCAUACGACCAUUAAAAGUUCCAUCCGGCUCUUCUCUAAGGAGAUACAGGGUGAUUUAUUAAUUUUGACGAAAUUUUCAUUUGUUUAUAUCUUU
This is a messenger RNA of Phyllotreta striolata, 1511 nucleotides long. Lineage: Eukaryota; Metazoa; Arthropoda; Insecta; Coleoptera; Chrysomelidae. The record is from the annotation of a GenBank genome assembly.